Messenger RNA from Miscanthus lutarioriparius, 264 nucleotides. The record is from the annotation of a GenBank genome assembly. NCBI's taxonomy places the organism in Eukaryota, Viridiplantae, Streptophyta, Magnoliopsida, Poales, Poaceae.
AUGAAGAACGUCAAGCGCUAUCUCGCGAAGAUGGACAAGGCAGUGGACUACGACUACUACGACAACGACGAACUUCGCUACACCCGCUUCAAGCCCCCCUUCGACCGACGACCCCUCGUUGGCCACCGCACACGCCACAGGAAGAACGAGGGGAAGCGCACCCUCCGCCUCGUAGGGAGCAGCAGCACCGACCACAUGCAACAAUGUGAGGAGGCUGCAUUUGGCGAUUUCGACAGCGAUGAUGACUGGGAGGACGAGGUGUGA